This is a messenger RNA of Thalassophryne amazonica, 4192 nucleotides long. It is a transcript of the gene ttc7b, whose product is annotated as tetratricopeptide repeat domain 7B. The record is from RefSeq and is a predicted model, not a curated record. The transcript is spliced from 22 exons. Gene Ontology annotation, cellular component: plasma membrane. Gene Ontology annotation, biological process: phosphatidylinositol phosphate biosynthetic process; protein localization to plasma membrane. Gene Ontology annotation, molecular function: protein binding. NCBI's taxonomy places the organism in Eukaryota, Metazoa, Chordata, Actinopteri, Batrachoidiformes, Batrachoididae. The coding region runs from base 111 to 2678 and encodes 855 amino acids.
CCUCUCUCGCGUUUAUUCACAAGAAGGCAUGCUGGGAGUUGUAGUCCCUGAGUUUGAGGCGCUAGCUUGGUUUUCCGUGGUCUGAUGAUUCAGUCCAGUCUCGGCUCGAAAUGACAGCGAGAAAGUCUGGUUCACGAAUUGAGACCGAGAUCGAGCGGUGCCGCUCAGAGGGACACUGGGAUAAAAUACCGGAGUUAGUGCGACAGCUGCCGGCCAAACUCAUUUCAAACGAUGACCUGGGGGAGCUGCUGCUGGGGGAGUGUAAGCUUCAAACAUACCUGAAGGAGAAUCCCAUCAAACAGGGAGCCAGUCCCCGAGGUCUCAAACCCAAACUGGUGGAGGUCAGGAAACACCUCACUGCUGCUCUGGACAGAGGAAACCUCAAGGCUGAUUACCUGCAGGAAGCCAGUCUGCUGAUGGCCAAACUCUGCUAUGUGGAGGGAGAAUACAGAGACGCUUUAGGUCACUACAGCAGGGUGAACCUGGAGGAUGUGCAGCUGAUGGGCACGCCAGUCUACAGAUUGUCUCUGGUGGCAGAGGCCUAUGCCACGAAAGGUCUGUGCCUGGAGAAGGUCCCAGUGGCAUCGCCCUCACUGUCCAAUCAGAACAACGACUCUCCGUCAGCCAAUAAGAACUCGGUAGAGAGGGAGCUGGAGAUCAUCACCUGCUACGAAAAGUCUGGAGACAUCGCUCUGCUCUACUUGCAGGAGGCCGAGAAGGCUUUGUCUGCUGGGAUUCAGAACCGCAGCCCAAAGCCCAGCCCAGCGGCUCAGGACCAGGAGCUGGGCUACUUCCUGGAGACAGGCCUGCAGAGAGCACAUGUCAUUCACUUCAAAAACGGUAACCUGACACAAGGCGUGGGACGAUUUCGGGAGAUUCUGCGGGCUGUGGAGACCAGAACCACUCAGAACCUGCGCAUGACGAUUGCCAGACAGCUUGCAGAGAUUCUGCUCAGAGGGAUGUGUGAACAGAGUUACUGGUCGCCCCUCGAGGAUCCGCCCACUGCAUCACCACUGGACGAUCCCACGAGGCACGGACACACCCGUUCUAAGAACUACAGCCUUAGCCGGUGUCCACGGCUUUACUCCGGAGAGAAUCUGUUUUGUCCUCAGGAGAACACAGAAGAAGCUUUGCUGCUGCUGCUCAUCAGCGAGUCCAUGGCUAACCGUGACGCCGUCCUCAGCAGGAUUCCUGAGCACAACAAUGAUCGUAUUAUCAGCCUGCAGUCGGCGUCCGUGGUGUACGACCUGCUAACCAUCGCUCUGGGUCGACGAGGCCAGUACGAGAUGCUGUCAGAGUGUUUGGAGCGAGCCAUGAAGUUCGCCUUUGAGGAGUUCCACCUGUGGUACCAGCUCGCCCUCUCACUAAUGGCUGCUGGGAAAUCUGCUCGAGCCGUAAAGGUUCUGAAGGAGUGCAUUCGCCUGAAGCCUGAUGAGCCAACCAUCCCGCUGCUAGCUGUCAAACUGUGCAUCGGGCCCCUGCACUGGCUGGAUGAGGGAGAGUGCUUUGCGAAAAUGGUGAUUGACAUGGGGGAGAAAGCAGCAGAGUUCCGAGCCAAAGGCUACCUGGCCAUCGGGCUUGUUUACAGCCUCAAGGCCACCGAGGCAUCCCUGAGGAGCACGCAGGAGGACUACCAGAGGAAAGCACUGGGAGCCUUCCAGAGAGCUCAGAGUUUGUCUCCGACGGACCACCUGGCAGCAUUCUACUUGGCUCUGCAGCUCGCUGUUUCCCGACAGAUCCCAGAGGCACUGGGCUACGUCCGACAAGCACUGCAGCUCCAAGGUGAUGACGUUCACUCGCUUCAUCUUUUGGCACUGCUACUGUCAGCACAGAAACACUACCAUGAUGCUCUGAACAUCAUCGAGAUGGCACUGUCCGAGUACCCCGAGAACUUCAAUUUGCUGUACACAAAGGUGAAGCUCGAGACGCUGAGCAGAGGACCAGAAGAAGCUCUGCUCACCUGUAAACACAUGCUGCAGAUCUGGAAGAGCUUCUACAAUCUCACAAACCCCAGUGAUUCGGGCCGUGGCAGCAGCCUGUUAGACCGAGCCAUCGCAGACAGACGACAGCUCAACGCCAUGACUCUGCCGGACUUCAGCGACCCAGACACGGGUUCGGUGCAUGCAACGUCAAUAGCAGCUAGCCGUGUGGAGCAGGCGCUGUCUGAGGUGGCUUCAUCGCUGCAGAGCAGUGCGCCCAAACACGGGCCGAUGCACCCCUGGAUGACACUGGCUCAGAUCUGGCUGCAUGCAGCUGAAGUUUACAUCGGCAUGGCGAAACCCGCCGAAGCGACAGCGUGCACGCAGGAGGCUGCAAACCUUUUCCCCACGUCCCACAAUGUCCUGUACGUGAGAGGGCAGAUCGCCGAGCUGAGAGGAAACGUGGAUGAGGCCAAACGCUGGUACGAAGAGGCGCUGUCAAUCAACCCGACACAUGUCAAGACAAUGCAGAGACUGGGUUUGAUUCUGCAGCAGCUGCAGCGCUUCAGUUUGUCAGAGAAGGUUCUGAGAGACGCCGUUCAGAUCAACAGCACGGCCCACGACGUGUGGAACAGCCUGGGCGAGGUUCUGCAGGCUCAGGGUAACUCGGCUGCAGCCACGGAGUGUUUCCUAACAGCAUUGGAGUUGGAGGCCAGCAGCCCUGUCCUGCCGUUUACCAUCAUCCCACGAGCGCUGUGAAUGCGCACACGUCUGUAUGACCGCUGACACCUUUAGGGUUUUUGUUUGUUUUUUUAACAGCGAGGUCACAGGAAUUUAACUUGAUCUUGUCUGACCCCUGACCUUUGUGUGUUUGCAUGCACACACAUCUUUGUGCUAAUGUGAGCAUUUAUGUAAAAAUGUAAAUUAGAAUGCCAUGCUGAAAGUUGUUUUAUAGCACCCCCAUGUCACAUAGAUGUCAGCUGUAGAUCAUUUUUAUACACAUUAGCAGCCUGAGACGUUUGAGCCAAAUACAUUUGAACAAUGACUUUGUUUUUUUUUUAACAACUGUUGUGGUGGCUAAAAUAAAAUAGCAAGAGCAGGUAGCUGAGUGGAUCAGGAGCUGGCCUGUCUGUGUCCUUGUACAAGAGUCUACAUUGUCUCAGUCCAUGCAGCUGUACACAGGGUAGUAAGCUGUGUUAGACUGGCGUACUGUUCAGGGGCAGUCAGUCUACUUCACACCAACACCACCAGGCCUUGAGGCCUGUAUAGCACAGCAUGUUAGAACUGAAAGCUAACGCUAAUGUGGACAGUCAACAUUAACUAAAUUCAUCCCAGACUGCAGUUUAUUUUGCAAAUAAGAAGCUGAGAGAUUUCAAUAUUUCCAUGUUUGUAGGAACUCUGUGAAUUAAGAUGUUAAGAGUCUGACACCAAACUGUGAACGUCUCUAGCAGACUGUCCUCAAAACCAGAGGGUGUGUAUGAAAGGCGUGGAUGAAAGUGUGGGAAGCCACCAAGACAACACUGAAAGAAUUAAAUACCUUUUUUGCUGCUGUUGCUUCAGUCAGUUUUGUAGUGGAUCAGAACAGUUUAUUUAAAAAAAAAAAAAGUGCCCUCUGGCAUUAAAUCAGUUUUUGUGUGUGUGUGUUUUAGCCACAUCCUCAUAAAACCGGCCAGUCGAGAAGUGUCCAGUUACUUUUGGUCCUUUAACAUUUGAGCAGUGCUAUGAUUCCAGAGACUUACAAUUCCUUCAAGGUCAUCAUUUACUUUUAACUCUUAAGUUAUUUUAGUGGUAUGUAUCCAACCUUAGUGGAAUAUUUAUGCACAAAAAAAAAGUUAAAUGUUGCGACGUGCACUAGCCUAAUCCGUAUUUGUCACUGAUGUGUAGCUGCAGACGUUCUCAUGUUGUCAGUUAUAGUCCUCUUUAAAUGACAGUUUGGUAAAAUAGCUUUAUUUUUACAAUAAUUUUUAAUUUGUAAAAUGUCAUGUGGUGGCACAGACUGAGCAGAGGGGAUUAUGGGUAAAGAAACCCCAUUUGUCUUCAUACAGUGUGACAGUGAUUAAAUGAUCAGCUAUAGCAGAUAUUUGUGGAUAAAAGCCUCAUCCAUAUUACAAUGUUUUUUUCUUAAUGUAAAUUAAGACUUGGUGUACAUUUGCCAACAGUGUAUUAUGAGGAAAAAAUAAAUUCUAUUUUCUGGACAAAGGUUACUGAUGGACAUUUUGAAUUUCAAGAAUGUAAUGACUGAAAUUCAGAUUUGAAGGACAAAUAAAAGUGAC